This is a messenger RNA of Pseudophryne corroboree (corroboree frog), 2466 nucleotides long. RefSeq names its product zinc finger protein OZF-like. The transcript is spliced from 5 exons. Gene Ontology annotation, molecular function: RNA polymerase II cis-regulatory region sequence-specific DNA binding; DNA-binding transcription factor activity, RNA polymerase II-specific. The coding region runs from base 1 to 1548 and encodes 515 amino acids. Gene Ontology annotation, biological process: regulation of transcription by RNA polymerase II. Gene Ontology annotation, cellular component: nucleus. The record is from RefSeq and is a predicted model, not a curated record. NCBI's taxonomy places the organism in Eukaryota, Metazoa, Chordata, Amphibia, Anura, Myobatrachidae.
AUGCUUACAGAUGGACACACAAGCAGGAAUAUCUCAGAAGGACAUCUAAUGUUAUCCUCAGAUUGUGACAUAAAAGAUAAUGACAGUAGACAGGAUUCUUCAGGAUAUAACCCCAUUACAUCAGUUAUACAUCCAGCUCUAUCAGCUGGUCCCUCUGAUCCUGGGAAAUGUUCUCCUGAUCACUCUGAUAUUGGUGCAUCUGUUACAGCUCUGACAGUAGAUACAGAGUUUCCCUGUUCUAUAGAUGCCAAAUGUUUUACAGAGAACACAAAGCGCAUUACCCAUCAGCCAGCUAAGGCAGGUGAGAGAGAAGUCACACAGGUGAAAAACCAUUUCCAUGUUCUGAGUGUGGAAAAUGUUUCAUACAAAAAUCACUUCUUGUUAGACAUGAGAGAAAUCACACUGUCACAACUUGUUAGACACGAGAGAAGUCAUACUGGUGAGAAACCAUUUCCAUGUUCUGAGUGUGGGAAAUGUUUUAUACAGAAAUCACAUCUUGUUACACAUGAGAGAAGUCACACAGGUGAGAGGCCACUGAUAUGUUCUGAGUGUGGGAAAUGUUUUACAAAGAAAUCAGCUCUUGUUACACAUCAGAGAAGUCACACAGGUGAGAAGCCGUUUUCCUGUUCUGAGUGUGGGAAAUGUUUUGCAUGCAACUCAAAUCUUGCUACACAUCAGAGAAAUCACACAGGUGAGAAGCCGUUUUCCUGUUCUGAGUGUGGGAAAUGUUUUUCAUGGAAAUCAGAUCUUGUUACACAUCAGAGAAGUCACACAGGUGAGAAGCCAUUUUCAUGUUCUGAGUGUGGGAAAUGUUUUACACAGAAAUCAGCUCUUGUUACACAUCAGAGACGUCACACAGGUGAGAUGCCGUUUUCCUGUUCUGAGUGUGGGAAAUGUUUCGCAUUUAAAUCAUAUCUUGUUAUACAUCAGAUAAGUCAUACAGGUGAGAAGCCGUAUUCCUGUUCUGAGUGUGGGAAAUGUUUUGUAUGGAAAUCAGAUCUUGUCACACAUCAGAGAAGUCACACAGGUGAGAAGCCAUAUUCCUGUUCUGAGUGUGGGAAAUGUUUUGCAUUUAAAUCAUAUCUUGUUCCACAUCAGAGAAGUCACACAGGUGAAAUGCCGUUUGCCUGUUCUGAGUGUGGGAAAUGUUUCGCAUUUAAAUCAGCUCUUGUUAGACAUCAGAGAAGUCACACAGGUGAGAAGCCGUAUUCCUGUUCUGAGUGUGGGAAAUGUUUUGUACGGAAAUCAGAUCUUGUCACACAUCAGAGAAGUCACACAGGUGAGAUGCCGUAUUCCUGUUCUGAGUGUGGGAAAUGUUUUGCACAGAAAUCAAAUCUUGUUACACAUCAGAGGAGUCACACAGGUGAGAAGCCGUAUUCCUGUUCUGAGUGUGGGAAAUGUUUUGCACAGAAAUCAAAUCUUGUUACACAUCAGAGAAGUCACACAGGUGAAAAGUCAUUUUCAUGCUGUGAGAGAAAUAAAUCCGCUCUUGUUGAACACAUUAGACAUUACCCAAGUACGGAACCAUUUACAUCUUCUGGAGUAUAAUUAUCACUGUCAUGCAAUGUUCCUCAAGGGUGAAUCCUAUCUCCUAUGCUUUAUAAAAUAUACAUGCUACCACUGGGUGAUAUAAUCAGACAUAAUUGCCUGGUCUACCACUGCUAUGCUGAUUACCUGCUUUUUGCUCCAUGUACUGAGAACCUAAUACCAAUCCUAAAUGGUUGUCUAGCUGAGCGCCAGGGGUGGAUGAUGCCAGUUGGCUGUGACUCAGUCUUUGUGAAACAUAAUAGAAGCUCACCAACAAAGGACAAGACUACAGCUUUACCAACCAUCUGGAUUUACGCUUUGGUGUUCAGAAUUGAAAAUACUGAACAUGUGCUGAAUCUGUGUGUUGUCCUGGUAUGUGGCUGACACUGACAUCAGGUAUUUGCCACAUACAAAUCCUCAUUCUUCCAUCUGUGGACCAUAGCCAGAAUCAAGCUCUUGAUUCCCUCAGAAGUUCAUAGACUACUGCAAUGCCAUCUACCUGGGUCAUCCAGCAAAAGAAUUACAGAGCUUGCAGCUAGUACAGAAUGCAGCAGCCAAGCUGUUACCUAACCCGUUCCUGCCGCAUAACACCCAUUCUCUACUCCCUCCACCGGCUGCCUGUAAGAUGACAAAUCUAUUUAAUUAUUGGCUAACUGACCUUCCCAGCCCAACAUUACAUGGUCCAAGGUACUAGAAGCAGCUCCUGCCUCCUUACUGCCCUGCUUGCUUGCUUCUACAGAUGGACUGUUACCAGCAGUACCAAGAAUCUCCUGUCAUUCAUUUAAGGGUUGAACAUUUAGCUUUGUAGCCCUGACCAUGGAACUCACUGCCUUGCACAGUCCAAGAGGCCUCCACUCUAGAGUCCUUCACAAGCAGACUGAUGACUGUUACUCACGCUUUUCAUUAAUGUACCUCUAUUUCUCAUACGUCCUAGAGGAU